Dendroctonus ponderosae (mountain pine beetle) is the source of this 748-nucleotide messenger RNA. RefSeq names its product cuticle protein 16.5. Bases 68 to 667 code for a protein of 199 amino acids. NCBI's taxonomy places the organism in Eukaryota, Metazoa, Arthropoda, Insecta, Coleoptera, Curculionidae. The transcript has 2 exons. The record is from RefSeq and is a predicted model, not a curated record.
UAUAAAAAGCAUCUUUUAAAUCAGACCAGCCACAGUCAGUCGCGUCUUCACAUCGCAAAAAGUCACCAUGAGCCAAAUCGUAUUCGUUGCCCUUUUUGCCUGCUUGGCCAUUGCAAAUGCAGGCACAAUCUUAGCUGGUAGCUCAGCUAAAAUCAUCCAAGGGCCGAGCACAAGGACCACUGUAGUUGGUCCUGAUGGCAGCUCCAUCUCGUCCUCCUCUCCCGGAGGCUCCAUCAUUCAAGAAGACAUUCCCGGAGUUGUGGCUGAAACUGCCCCGGUGAUUGCAGCCGCUCCUGCUGUAGCCUACUCCGCGCCAAUCGCUUACUCCGCACCAGCUACUCAAAUAGCCUACUCAGCUGCAGCUGCUCCCAUCGCCUACUCCGCUGCGGCUGCACCGCUGGCCUACACCGCUGCAGCUGCUCCAUUAGCCUACUCCGCUGGAGCUCCUUACGUGGCAGCCUAUUCAGCUCCAUUAGCCUACCAGGCACCUCUUGCCUACUCUGCUGGCCCUUUGGCUUAUUCGGCUGGACUUGUAGCUGAGAAGCAAUUGGACACCGUUGUAGCUGGACCAUCUGGAACUAUCGCCACCAGCAAAACUGUGAACCGUCCAGCUUUGUUGGCUUCCCCACAAGUUUAUGCUGCUGGAGUUCCAGCCUACUAUCUCUAAGAUGCCUGAUCCAUGCUGCCUUAUUUAUUGAAUAGCGUAAAAAACCGAAAUACAUUUGCAAAAAAUCGCAAUAAGAACAUA